Messenger RNA from Penicillium hordei, 663 nucleotides. RefSeq lists its product as uncharacterized. The record is from RefSeq and is a predicted model, not a curated record. Bases 1 to 663 code for a protein of 220 amino acids. Lineage: Eukaryota; Fungi; Ascomycota; Eurotiomycetes; Eurotiales; Aspergillaceae. The transcript is spliced from 3 exons.
AUGUUCAUUCUGUCAGUUUAUAAGUGCAUCGAGGAAUGCGGUCUCUUUCGGGGACAAGUGAGCUUCAGUGCUGUUUGUUUUCGAGUUGAAGUGCGUAGACUUGGGCAGGGGGCCGCAGGAAACGAGUGGAUUUGUGGCUGGCCCCAAUAUCGUUGGUUCGUCGGAGAGAUUGAAAGCCUGAAAUCUGAAAAUGCGAGGACUGAAGCACGAGGAGAGCCCUCCUGCCUUCCUAGUAAGCAGAUCCGCGUGCGUAAGACCGUCAACGAGGCUCUGCCUCCUCUACUAAAGACAGAUUUCCACACGAAUACCAAUACCGUACACCGGCUUAUUUACAACGGCGAAUUGAAUUAUUGGCCAAAUUUCUGCCAAGAUGUACGAGCAACAACGGAUAACCAACAUUGGAGUAACAGGGUUAUCGGAUACACCCUGAAUACCCGCGAUCUUAAUAAUAAUAAGGUUUUUGUCGGAGAUGAGACAGGUGUACAGGGAAGGUUUCAACAGGCGAUUGGUCAAACACUUGGAAAGGUGUUUGAAGCUCAAAGGCUUAAUAUCCAGUUUGCCGAUUUCAAAUGUCUUCCUAAUCUAGGGAACAAAGUCCCUGAUUGUGUUAUGAAGACAUCAAGAAAUAAGUUGAAGCUUGUGGGUGAGUUGAAGGUGCCGUAG